This is a messenger RNA of Arabidopsis thaliana (thale cress), 888 nucleotides long. RefSeq names its product Ycf1 protein. The record is from RefSeq and is marked reviewed. Gene Ontology annotation, cellular component: membrane; mitochondrial membrane. The transcript has a single exon. Bases 289 to 888 code for a protein of 199 amino acids. Lineage: Eukaryota; Viridiplantae; Streptophyta; Magnoliopsida; Brassicales; Brassicaceae.
CAACCCACAUGACCAAUAUGAACUCGAAGUUUCCUUCGUAACCCCCGGAACUUCUUCGUAGUGGCUCCGUUCCAUGCCUCAUUUCAUAGGGAACCUCAAAGCGGCUCUAUUUAUUUCAUUAUAUUCUAUCCAUAUCCCAAUUCCAUUCAUUUAAUAUCCCUUUGGUGUCAUUGACAUAAGAGAUGUCGUUUCUAGUCUAUCUCUUUCUAUUUCUAUAUAUGGAAAGUUGCAAAAUCAUCAUAUAAUAAUCCAUAAAUUGAAAUAGAAAAGAAAAAGGGGAGGUUUGUGAUGGUUUUUCAAUCUUUUAUACUAGGUAAUCUAGUAUACUUAUGCAUGAAGAUAAUCAAUUCGGUCGUUGUGGUCGGACUCUAUUAUGGAUUUCUGACCACAUUCUCCAUAGGGCCCUUUUAUCUCUUCCUUCUCCGAGCUCGGGUUAUGGACGAAGGAGAAGAAGGAACCGAGAAGAAAGUAUCAGCAACAACAGGUUUUAUUGCGGGACAGCUCAUGAUGUUCAUAUCGAUCUAUUAUGCGCCUCUGCAUUUAGCAUUGGGUAGACCUCAUACAAUAACUGUCCUAGCUCUACCGUAUCUUUUGUUUCAUUUCUUCUUCUGGAACAAUCACAAACACUUUUUUGAUUAUGGAUCUACUACCAGAAAUGAAAUGCGUAAUCUUCGCAUUCAAUGUGUAUUCCCGAAUAAUCUAAUUUUUAAAUUAUUCAACCAUUUAAUUUUACCAAGUUCAAUGUUAGCCAGAUUAGUAAACAUUUAUAUGUUUCGAUGCAACAACAAGAUGUUAUUUGUAACAAGUAGUUUUGUUGUUUGUGUCCGUAUGUUACUAGUUGAGUGGGCUUUCCCUUUGUUCCAGUUAUUUCUGGUCAUGAAGGUGUAG